GUCACGUUAUCGAGUGUUCUGGGCAUCCAGACGUCACACUGCUUUCCUCCACCAAAUAGGCAAGUGUGCUGUUGAGGUCUUGACAUCUUCACGACUCCGUAUUUCACAAUGUCGUCCUUAGACGCAAGCGUGCAGCAAAUCCUAGAACUCCUGGUUCCUAAGUUCCGCUCACACAAACAACAAUCACCCCACCCAAUCGUGCUCGGCAUCACUGGCCUUCAAGGAAGCGGAAAGUCAACAUGGGCUGGCAAGAUUGUAGACGUGCUGUCAUCGAAUUACAAUCUUCACGCCAUCACGGUCUCCCUGGACGACUUCUACCACACCCACGACAACCUUGUAGCGCGGAGGGACCAAGAUCCAGAUAACAAGCUAUACCGCACACGCGGGCAGCCAGGAACCCACGACCAGCAACUCGCCCACGAUACACUGCAAGCGCUGAGAAAUUGGGACGACAGCAGUAGCUCAGGCGUCGCCAUCCCCGCGUUCGACAAAAGCCGCUUCAACGGCGAAGGCGACCGCGCCCCGCGCCCCUCCUGGCCGCACUGCGCCUCCAAGCCCGACGUCGUCGUCUUUGAAGGCUGGUGCGUCGGCUUCCGCGCCAUUCCCGACGCGACCUUGCACUCCAAACACGACGCCGCCCGAGCGGCCCCGCCAGAUGCCAACCCAGAGUGCAUCGUCACACUGCCGGACCACGCCUUCGCGCACAUCCAGGAGGUCAACCGCCAUCUGGAGCAGUACAACGAGACCUUCAUGGGCCCGCAGCAUUUUGACUUUUUCGUGCAUCUGGACACGGAGGAUCUGAGGAAUGUGUAUCGGUGGAGGCUGCAGCAGGAGCAUGCGAUGUGGAAGGUCAAGGGGGCGGGCAUGUCGGAUGAGAGUGUGAGGGCGUUCGUGAGGGGCUAUAUGCCCGCGUACGAGCUGUAUCUUGAGGGGCUGCGGGGAGGGUUCUUUGGGCAGGGGAGUGGGAGGCAUGUUCGGGUUGUGAUGGACAAGGAGAGGGGGGUGGAGAAGGUCGAGGUCAUCUGAGGGACCAGGCACGAGGAUUCAAAAUUGUACUGUGGGUCAUAGAUUCCUGACUCAUUGUGUGCAUGCUCGUCGUGCCGCAUAGCUCCUGUGUUCACAAGAGAGCAAUAUCGACCAGCUAGCACUAGAAGCAAAUGCUUGGAUCCGCU
Messenger RNA from Paraphaeosphaeria sporulosa, 1172 nucleotides. RefSeq names its product P-loop containing nucleoside triphosphate hydrolase protein. NCBI's taxonomy places the organism in Eukaryota, Fungi, Ascomycota, Dothideomycetes, Pleosporales, Didymosphaeriaceae. Gene Ontology annotation, cellular component: cytoplasm. The record is from RefSeq and is a predicted model, not a curated record. The coding region runs from base 109 to 1026 and encodes 305 amino acids. The transcript has a single exon.